UACCGAGACCCUUGGCCAACUGAUGACCGACUUUGGUUGUGAAGUCUUUCGACAUGUUCGUUGUGGUCGACUCGGGUGGCGAUACCGGCGAGUUCUAUGAAGUAGGGCUAAAAGUGCCCGGAACCACUAGACCACUAGGGUUAUGUUGGGUGCAGCAGAUAGGAACGCUUCACAGAAGUUAAAGAAGAAAAAGAAGGGAAAGGCUCCAAUGUAUAUGAACCAGAUCAACCUCCAAGAUUAUCAAUCAAAGACCACAGCAGACUUGAGAGUGAGAUAAUAUAGUCGUAGUAGUCCGUGGUGGAGGCGGGAACAAAGUGGGCUUAAAAUGGGGAUCGGAGAGCCAAGAAACGAUGUCGUGAUCGGGAGCUCCAAACGCGAAAUAUCAAAACUGCCCACCCGAACUGUCCAAGCUCGGGAUCUAAACCGGACAAUGGAUGGACAAGACAAAGCUAAAGAUCAAGCUAAAUCAAGGGCCAAAGAUGACAACCAGCACCUAGAUCCUACUAAUAGGCCUGGACUGGCUUCCAAGACUUCGCACUUCACCGAUAUAUUGAAUGGUUGUGUGGCUUGGGUGGCGCACCGCGGGGACUGGGACUAUGCAACAACUAUUUUGGAAGAGAACCAAGGGGCCGCGCGGAAUGUCCACGGACAAGAGGGGAGGAAGCACGGAUGGAUAUCUAUAAAUCCGGGAAACAAAAAGGGAGACUUGUGGCAGUUUUAUCUGGAUGGCGUCGUCAGAGAGAAGUGGGUGACACACGACUCUUCGUCGCCCGUGGAAUUUGAUGCAAGUCGAUCAUCACCACUACUAGCACAGGCCCCAAGAGGCAACCGGGCAUGGGGACGGGGAGGCACUAGGAUACACGGCGGCAGUAGACCAAGGACAAAUUAACAUCGUCCGACGUGGAAACCAUCCAAACAGCAAGUCGAAUACAGGGAACACGCAGGCGAUGAAGGCAGCUGAUCCACCCAGGGAUCGCCCAAGGGC
This is a messenger RNA of Aspergillus uvarum CBS 121591, 985 nucleotides long. RefSeq lists its product as uncharacterized. The record is from RefSeq and is a predicted model, not a curated record. Lineage: Eukaryota; Fungi; Ascomycota; Eurotiomycetes; Eurotiales; Aspergillaceae. Bases 326 to 889 code for a protein of 187 amino acids. The transcript has a single exon.